UUUGGAACCUGAAAAAUGCAGGACAGUGAAGCGUAUGCUUGUCUAUUGAAUGUCCUGGCACCUGAGUGCAGUGCAAAACCAUCCGCAAUGUCAGUAAAAGAUCUGCUUCGUAGAGCAAGAUUAGUCCUUGAGCAUGCAGAUAGGAUGGGCUGCAAAAGAUACCUGACUCCAAAAGACAUAGUUGAUGGUUUACCAAAUCUAAACCUUGCAUUUGUGGCUCAUAUUUUCCAGAAAAGAAAUGGGUUGUCCAAACAAAUGAAACGAGUUUCCUUUGUGGAUGGACUCUCUGAUGAUGCUCAAGUUUCCAGGGAAGAAAGGUCAUUCCGGCUGUGGAUUAACAGCCUUGGAAUUUCCAUUUACAUCAACAACGUAUUUGAAGACCUUAGAAAUGGAUGGGUUCUCCUUGAGGUGAUUGACAAGAUUGCUCCUGGCUCAGUUAACAGGAAGAUGGCAAAUCGUCCGCCAAUAAAACUACCGUUCAAGAAAGUUGAAAACUGCAACCAAGUUUUGAAGAUCGGAAAAGAAUUGAAGUUUUCCCUGGUGAAUAUUGCUGGAAAUGAUAUUGUCCAAGGGAACAAGAAACUGAUAUUAGCUUUUCUAUGGCAAUUGAUGCGGUACAACAUUCUUCAACUACUGAAGAAUCUUAGAUUUCACUCAAAUGGAAAAGAGAUCGCAGAUAAUGACAUAUUGGUAUGGGCCAAUAAAAAAGUAAAAGAUUCUGGAAAGCACCAAUCUCGUAUGGAAAGUUUCAAGGAUAGAAGCCUUUCAAGUGGCACCUUUUUCCUUGACUUACUAAGUGGUGUGGAGCCUCGAGUUGUGAAUUGGAGCCUUGUGACGAAAGGAGAAAAAGACGAAGAGAAGCAAAUGAAUGCUUCAUACAUCAUUUCCGUGGCUAGGAAGCUUGGUUGCUCCAUUUUCUUGUUGCCAGAAGAUAUAUUGGAGGUGAAACAGAAAAUGAUGCUAACUCUGACAGCAAGCAUCAUGUACUGGUAUUUGAAAAGGCCAACAUCACAUUCAUUAGACUCUAAAAAUGGGUGUUCAUGUGAGACAAGCUCCACCACAACUUCAGACGAUUCUGCAUCUGAAUCAUCAUUCGAUGACAACGCAGCUAGAUAGAAGUGCAAGGAUCAUGAAGCGAAAUGAUCCAUCUUGUCUUUUUGAAAACUUGAAAUACUCCUCGUCCCAGCGGCGGUGUUGACUGUGUUCUUGAUUCGUUGCUGUAAUUUUAAGAGCAAAUGCAUUCAAGACGGAGAGAAGGGAAGCUAUAAAAAGCUUUGUAGUGUUUAUUUGUGAGUUUUGUAGUGUGAAAAUUUGAUUGGGUGAGAGAUUGUGUAACAUCCUGUAAAUAUUGACACAGGUAGCCUACAUUUGUAAAAUUAUAGUGACAGUGGAUUGCUAGAAAUCCACAGAGUUUGGUUUUCUUGGGCAUUUUUGCUUUGAAGGACAAGAUACCGCCGGUUCUAGUUUCGGCUAGAACAAGUUGCGCACAAUAAAUCUGUGUUCUAAUUAGGAUGUUAAAACAUUUAAUAACAUGCUUAUUUAAAGAAAAUAAACGUAA
Panicum virgatum (switchgrass) is the source of this 1558-nucleotide messenger RNA. RefSeq names its product fimbrin-2-like. Bases 16 to 1116 code for a protein of 366 amino acids. The transcript is spliced from 7 exons. Gene Ontology annotation, molecular function: actin filament binding. Gene Ontology annotation, biological process: actin filament bundle assembly; actin filament network formation. Gene Ontology annotation, cellular component: actin filament; cytoplasm; actin filament bundle. The record is from RefSeq and is a predicted model, not a curated record. Lineage: Eukaryota; Viridiplantae; Streptophyta; Magnoliopsida; Poales; Poaceae.